Molecule: messenger RNA, 3230 nt
Organism: Salvia miltiorrhiza (redroot sage)
Lineage: Eukaryota; Viridiplantae; Streptophyta; Magnoliopsida; Lamiales; Lamiaceae
Product: KIN14B-interacting protein At4g14310
Exons: 3
Coding region: 158-2977 (939 amino acids)
Molecular function (GO): protein binding
Source: RefSeq, a predicted model, not a curated record
AAAAGACCGACAUUCUCCCGCCUAAACGCAAUCUCAUACUAGUAUUUCUUUUCAGACAUCUCAAGAAUCAAUCGAAUCCUUAAAACCAAUUUUCAUCAACUACACUCCAAGAACACACGCAGAAAGAAAGCGCAGCAGCUCAAUCAAAUCUAGCAAAAUGUCCACAGCGCCGGUGCGCAGAAUUAAAGAACGCGGCGGCGGAGGAGGGAAAAUCUCCGCAGCACCCGCCGCCGGAAAAGUGUCCCCAAUGUCAGGGAGGUCUGUUUCGACAGGGAAGGAGAACCCCAGACCCACGUCACUGGUUCGGGGAGCGACGCAAAAGCCCACUUUGAAACCCAUGGCGCGGGUAGACAAGUCCGUGGCGCCGCCGCCGCCGGCGGAGGAGACACGGUCCAGGCGGUCUACUUCAUCUGUGCCGAGAGGUAGGAGUUCCAGCCCUUCUGAGUUUACUAGGGUUUUGUCUGAUUUGAGGAAAAAUUCUUCGAGGGUUUAUAUGGGCUCGGGUAGGGGAAAAGAGAGUGGGGUUAAUUUGAAAGGUUUGAAUGUGAAAUCUGAUAUUGAGAAAAGGGUUGGAAAAGAUUUGGCGAAAAAUGGGGGAUUUGUGGGUGAACUUAAAAAAGAUAAGAUUCACAUUAGGGUCGUGAACGACGGGAGAAGUGAUAUAAAAGAAGAUAUUUUAGGCUCAGUUGCUAUGGGAACACCGAACCUGGAGAAUAGGGUGUUGAAAGAUUUCAAGAAAAAUGUGGAGGAUCCAAAUGGGGGGUUUCAAGGAAAUGAGAAACUCGCUGUAACGGUUUUAACUGGGGAUAGUGUCGAAAAAGAGCAAAAGUCGAGCUCUGUGGUGAAAAUGUCGGAUAUUGAGGAAGUUUGUUCGAAGUCUGGCUUAGAGGUUGGUCUAAAAAGUAGCAAAUUUACAGACGAAGUGAAGAUUAUGAAGUCUAGCAUGGUAGGGGUUGUACCUUCCAGAGAAUCGAAGAUGGUCAGCAAAGUUAGCAGCUGUCCUGGUGCUCCCCGAGAAAAUGCACCAAACAAGUAUCCCAGCAAGCUUCAUGAAAAACUUGCCUUUUUGGAAGGGAAAGUGAAGAGGAUAGCAUCUGACAUUAAAAGAACGAAAGAGAUGUUGGACAUGAAUAACCCGGAUGCCUCCAAGAUGAUAUUGUCUGAUAUUCAAGAAAAGAUCACGGGGAUUGAGAAGGCCAUGGUAUAUGUUUCUAGUAGUGAUGUGAAAACUGUAGAAAACAGUCGAGUUGAGAAAGAAGAAAAGGAACUCAGGGAUACUCAAUACACAGCUAAGGGGUUGAAUGAAGAACUGGAAGCUCGGUUGUUUCCUCAUCAUAAGUUGAUUAGAGAUAGGACUUUAUUUAAGGCAACGGUUAGAGGUUCCGAGACCUGUGUAUCAGAAGUUGGAGAGUCCAAAGACACACUUAUUGUGGGUGAGAAGGCAACCAUAUUCGAAGAUAAUGCUAUUGCUGUGGAAUUGUUGGCUUCUUUGAGUAAGGUGGAAUCACAUGUUGGUGGAGAAGCAAGCGAGCUUCAAGAGAUGGACGAUUCUAAGACUUGUAUUGCAGAAAGUUCUUCUAUAAAUGCACUUAAUGACAAAGUUAGUAUUGAUGCUUUCCUCAAGGCUGAUGAAAAGCUUAAUGAAUUUGAUGACGAAGAGAGAUUGCCAGGCAUGACAUUUGGAGAGGAGGUAGAGGAAGAUUCUACUUAUAAACUGAAUGAUAUCGGACGGAAGACCUCAACUGGAGGAUGGUUUGUGUCCGAGGGAGAGUCUGUUCUUCUAGCUCAUGAUGAUGGCUAUUGUUCCUUUUAUGAUAUUUCUAAUUCUGAGGAGAAGGCCGAAUACAAGCCCCCUGCAGGAGUCGUCCCAAAUAUAUGGCAGGAUUGUUGGAUUAUCCGUGCCCCUAGUGCAGAUGGAUGUUCUGAAAGAUAUGUUGUGGCGGCAUCUGCUGGAAAUUCUGCGCAUUCAGGUUUCUGCUCGUGGGACUUCUACUCCAAAAAGAUACGUGCUUAUCAUUUUGAAGAUGAAACUGCCCGUGUAAGAACAGCCCUUGCUCCUCUGUCGAACAACACAAUGCAUGGAAGAUUCACUCUGUCUACUGCUAUGGCUGCUGAAAACCAACAAUGGUGGUAUAAACCAUGUGGACCUCUCAUUAUGUCGGGCUCUAGCUAUCAAAGGAUGGUCCAACUCUAUGAUAUCCGUGAUGGGCUGCAAGUGAUGAAAUGGGAUUUGCAGAGACCUCUCUGCGCAAUGGACUAUGCAAGUCCUUUGCAGUGGAGAAAUAGAGGAAAAGUGGCAGUUGCAGAAUCGGACAGUAUUUCUGUUUGGGAUGUCAGCUGUCUUAGUUCUCAGGCACUGCUAUCAGUAUCUUCUUCUGGUCGUAGAAUCUCAGCUCUGCAUGUGAAUAACACUGAUGCCGAAUUAGGUGGAGGAGUUAGACAAAGGGUUAGUUCAGCAGAAGCAGAAGGUAAUGAUGGAGUAUUCUGCACUUCAGAUUCCAUUAAUGUUCUAGAUUUCCGGCAACCUUCAGGCAUUGCUUUUAAGAUACCUAAAGUCGGAGUGGACGUGCAGUCAGCUUUCUCACAUGGGGAUUCCAUCUACAUUGGAUGUUCUACAUUAAGAUCAGCUGUGAAAAAGCAAUACUCUUCCCAAAUCCAACAGUUCUCUUUGCGCAAACAAAGGCUUUUUAGCACCUACACAUUACCUGAGUCAAAUGCUCACAGCCACUUCACAGCAUUGACCCAAGUUUGGGGAAGUUCAAACUAUGUCAUGGGAGUUUGUGGACUUGGUUUAUUUGUUUUCGACUCCUUAAAGGAUGAUGGACUACCUUCGUACGCAAUGGAUUAUAACAGCUCCCAAAAUGUCAAAGAAAUCAUUGGACCAGAUAACAUGUACUAUCCUUCGUUUGAUUACUUGUCUUCAAGGGUUCUGCUUAUAUCCAAAGAUCGUCCUGCGCAGUGGAGGUACUUGUUCUAGGUUAAGUUUUCAGCCUAUUGGAUCGAGCAAUAACUUAUUGCCUGUUGUUUUGGCAUAUUAGCUAUGUUAGUUAAAACUUGUUUCUUGGAGUGUUUGUGAGGUUGUUUAUUUAUUUUGUUUUUUUUAAUGCAGCAACUUUGUUUGUAAUUACUGUAUUAUAUAUCCGGUUUUCUUCCCUUUUGCUUAAUGGGAAGUAUGAUAUCUGAAAUGCUUUUGGAUUGAAAUAAUAUAAAGUGAUGCUACUGUGUGAUAC